AUGAAUUCAUCUCAGAACCAAAAUGCGCUCUCUUCCUCUUGCAUGGCCGAUCGCCCAGAUAGGCCUCCAUGUCCCCCGACUCGUGGCCCUGCUGACACAGAGUCGACACUGCCCCGUUCGUCUUCGAAGGGUGAGAUACAGGCUUCCUAUGAGCUUCCUCCAAAUCAGAGCGCCUUGAGCGCUAUUGAUCAGUCACUCUGCCGAGCGUCAACGGAGCUGGCGUCCUGUGCUUGUCUCCCUGCGCCCCGUCCGAGCAGUGAUGGGCAAAAUUCUUCUUCCGAUGUUCCGCCCGCCCAAGUAUCGUCAUGUUCCACGCAUGUGCCACCUGUGUCAAAAUUGUCUUCUUGGCCGCAGGAAUCUCAUCGAGACGAGCCGAUGGUCCGUGAUGGUGGUGAGAACAGCCACGGCAUCAAGCCAGAAUCUAACGACGAAGCACGCACACCAUCGCCUAGUGGCUCACUUUCACAAGGCCCAUUGCCUGAUGAUGAUGUUGAAGAGUGCUCAUCUUUCAAGCGAAAAAGCUUCUUGGAGCGCAAUCGCAAAGCGGCGCAAAAGUGCCGUCUACGAAAAAAAGAAUGGUGUGCAUCGCUGGAAGCCAAGGUGAAGUACUUGGAAUCCGUGAAUGAAUCCUUGCAAAAUACCGUGAUCUCAUUUCGCUCUGAAAUUGUAUGUCUCCAAUCCAAGCUCGAAGAGCUACAACAACAAUUACAUCAGCAACAGCAGUUUCAGCAUCAGCAUGUGCACCGUGCCGUGGACGUCUGCUUUGAUCCAGGCAAACACCACGCCGUCUCGCACGAAAUGCAUCCCAGAUGCCCUCAUGAUGGCAUGCACACAGGUGACUAUCCUACAUUUCAUGAAUACCUGUCGCAUUCGCCCCACGCGUCGCCGUCGCCUUCAUACGCGCCACACCCCUCCAUCGUGCACACGUCUGAACCUCUGCUGCCUUCGCGCAUGGCUCCUUACAGUCCGCUUAAGCGCGGAUUUCAUUCUGCACCGCCCAAGUCGGCACCCGAUUCACGCGCGCCGCAUCGCUAUGCGCCUUCCUCCUCGUCCUAUGGAUCGCCUUAUGCGUCAUCGCACCUGCCACCACUGUAUAUGUCCUCCCGAGGUCCCAUCUAA
Molecule: messenger RNA, 1119 nt
Organism: Malassezia restricta
Lineage: Eukaryota; Fungi; Basidiomycota; Malasseziomycetes; Malasseziales; Malasseziaceae
Product: transcription factor
Exons: 1
Coding region: 1-1119 (372 amino acids)
Biological process (GO): regulation of transcription by RNA polymerase II
Molecular function (GO): RNA polymerase II cis-regulatory region sequence-specific DNA binding; DNA-binding transcription factor activity, RNA polymerase II-specific
Source: RefSeq, a predicted model, not a curated record